CUAAUACAGAUUUAUGAAUGAAUCCAAUAAAUUAAUGAGAAAUUAGAAAUUAGCGUGUAUUUUCCUCUUUUAAAUAGACACUCUCUAUUCCUCAUCUCAUCUCUUCGCUAAUUCAAAUUUCAUUUCGUCAAUCACUCCUAACUUCUGCAUUCCAAAAAUGAACUCGGACACGACGUCGUAUUGGUGCUACAGUUGCACGCGCUUCGUUCACAUCCACGACCAGAACGACGUCGUGUGCCCCCGCUGCCAUGGCGGCUUCGUCGAAAAGGUCACCGCCGGGCAAUCGGCAAGGCAGGGGUUCCGCCGCCGCCGCCGCAACGCCGGGAGCCACUCGCCGUUCAACCCGGUGAUCGUGCUCCGUGGACCGGGGGAGGACGAGGAGAGCAGCUUUGAGUUAUACUACGACGGAUUCGACGGCGAGGGGCUCCGCCCGCUGCCGUCCACCAUGUCGGAGUUUCUGCUCGGAUCGGGAUUCGACCGGUUGCUGGAGCAGGUUUCGCAGAUCGAGAUAAACGGCUUGGGAAGGCCGGAGAAUCCGCCGGCGUCGAAGGCGGCGAUAGAGUCAAUGCCGACGUUGGAAAUCACCGAGUCUCACGUCGCGUCGGAGACGACCUGCGCUGUGUGCAAGGAGGCCUUCGAGCUAGGCGAGUUGGCGCGUGAGAUGCCGUGCAAGCACCUCUACCACUCCGAUUUCAUUCUUCCAUGGCUCUCGAUGCGAAACUCGUGUCCGGUGUGCCGCCACGAGUUGCCGUCGGAGCAAGCCGCGCCGGAAACCAGAGUCGCCGGCCAGAUCGAGGAGGAGGCGGUAGGCUUGACCAUAUGGAGGUUGCCGGGCGGCGGAUUCGCCGUCGGGAGGUUCGCCGGCGAGAGCCCUUUGCCAGUGGUGUACACGGAGAUGGAGAGUGGCGGGAACUCCAACGAAGGUUCUCGAAGAAUCUCUCUGGCUGUUGGAGGCGGCAGAGUUAGGGAAAGUCGUGGUGGAUUUGGGAGAAUUUUCCGCAAUUUGUUUGGGAGAAUUGGGGCUUUGACUAGAAGCCGUAGCCUUUCAACUUCACUCUUCAAUAGAAGAAGAAGUACUAGAACCUGGGUCUUGGGAAAUUGAUUUGGAUGGAGUUGGUUUUGGAAAACAAGCUUUCAAUUUGAGAUUCUUAUUGUAAAUGGGCAUAGAACUGAUUCGAAAUGUCUUUGCAUUUUGCGUUAUAUCAAUAGAUGUUUUUCUCCAGACACGAUUCACCGAAGGGGACUCGAGAGAAAGAUUAUUCUUGCAGUAGAACAUACGUUUUGGGGGAAGAACCCAGGCUUUAAUUACUUGAUUUGUUUAAUGUUCAUAUAGUAUGUUUUAGCCGCAAAUUCUUUGAUGAAAGGAGAUAUUGAUCGUUAUUAUUCCAAAAUUCAGCAGAACAAAAGGGAAUUCCGAAUCUGUGUGCCAUAUUCGCGGCAUUCAUUCUACUCUUGGAGCUAACUUUUUGCUGGUGCUGAUGAUUAUUGGAAUUAUGGUCAUGUUGGCCUGAUGAUGAUGAUGACACUUUGCAUAUCAUGCGUUUCAUCUUUCAUGAAUGAAUUCCUUUUUUCUUCGCUU
Glycine soja is the source of this 1579-nucleotide messenger RNA. Its product is annotated as E3 ubiquitin-protein ligase RDUF2-like. Gene Ontology annotation, molecular function: ubiquitin protein ligase activity. Gene Ontology annotation, biological process: protein ubiquitination. Gene Ontology annotation, cellular component: cytoplasm. The coding region runs from base 158 to 1102 and encodes 314 amino acids. The transcript has a single exon. The record is from RefSeq and is a predicted model, not a curated record. NCBI's taxonomy places the organism in Eukaryota, Viridiplantae, Streptophyta, Magnoliopsida, Fabales, Fabaceae.